This is a messenger RNA of Boeremia exigua, 2252 nucleotides long. Its product is annotated as LETM1-like protein-domain-containing protein. The coding region runs from base 287 to 1966 and encodes 559 amino acids. Gene Ontology annotation, molecular function: ribosome binding. The transcript is spliced from 3 exons. Lineage: Eukaryota; Fungi; Ascomycota; Dothideomycetes; Pleosporales; Didymellaceae. Gene Ontology annotation, cellular component: mitochondrial inner membrane. The record is from RefSeq and is a predicted model, not a curated record. Gene Ontology annotation, biological process: intracellular monoatomic cation homeostasis.
GCCAGCUGUCGCGGUCCCGCCAUCCCAAGCCGGCAGUCCGAGCCCAGCCCUACGAAGGCCAAGCUUUCGGGGCGCGAACGGCCGCAGCGAUCUGUUCCUGGGACCUUUGAAUUAUUCUAGCUCUUUCGUCAGAGCGUUUUCAUCAUAAUCUCGCAUUCCGCAUCAGCACCUCGCCCCUGGCCGGCUGCUGUGAUCGACUGCUGUACUAUAGCUUUCUUCUUCCCUCUGCUGUACUACUACGCUUUUUCUGAACCACCACGCCGCUCUCUACACCCCUGACACCGCCAUGUACGUCGCCCGAACUGCCUCCCGGGCUGCGCCCGCUGUCUUCAGGGCUGGCAUGAGGACCGCUGGCCGACCCUACCAUCGCCCCAUGCCCAAGAACGUCUCUGCCAUUGCCAUCCUGCUGCCGUACCGAAGCUUCCAGACCGACACAUCGCAGACAAGUACACAAGGCAACCCCCUCCCGUCUGGCUUCAACCCCAACCAGGCGAGCAAACCCGUCGCCUCGAAAGAGCAGCAAGCCGCCCAGCAGAACAAUGCUACACCUCUCGAGAAGGACACCAUUGUCCCCAAGUCCGAGCCUACCGCAACCCCCAAGACCGCCGCCCAGGAUGCACACACCAUGAGCGAACUCGCCUCGGAAAAGGCAAACGCAGAGACCGACGCUGAGAAGAAGGCGGUUGCAAAGAAAGAGGAGAUCAAGAAGAAGUUGACACUGUGGGAGAAGGUCAAGCACGAGGCAGCGCACUACUGGGACGGCACCAAGCUGCUUGGUUUUGAGAUCAAGAUCAGCUCCAAGCUCGCCUUGAAGAUGGCUGCCGGCUACGAGCUCACAAGACGUGAGCGGCGACAGCUGCAACGUACUGUGCAGGAUCUGGGACGGCUGAUUCCCUUCCUGCCUUUCGUCAUCGUUCCCUUUGCCGAGCUGUUGCUCCCUGUCGCUCUCAAGCUGUUCCCCAACAUGCUUCCCAGCACAUACGAAGGCCAGUCCUCGAAAGACGCCAAGGCUAAGCGACUUCGAUCGACACGAAAGGAGGUCAGCGAGUUCCUGCGCACAACGCUGAAGGAGACUGGUCUGCCCAUCUCCGCUGAGAACGCACAGAGGGCUGAGUUUGCCGAGUUCUUCCGCAAGGUCCGCACUACCGGCGAGAAGCCCACCCCCGCGGAGAUUGUCAAGGUCUGCAAGAUCUUCAAGGACGAUCUGACCCUCGACAACUUGUCCCGCCCACAGCUUGUCUCGAUCUGCCGCUACAUGAACAUUACCUCAUUUGGUACCGACAACUUCCUUCGUUACCAAGUCCGUGUUCGCAUGAGGCAAAUCAAGCGUGACGACAGGGCGAUCGCAUAUGAAGGUGUCGAGACCCUUUCCGUACCCGAGCUCCAGACUGCCUGCGCCAGCCGUGGUCUCCGCACAUACGGUGUCUCUCCUGGCCGUCUCCGAGAUGAUCUUCAGACAUGGCUCGACCUUCGUCUCAAGCAAGGUGUUCCCUCCACCAUCCUUGUCCUCUCGAACGCUUUUGUCUACAUUCAGGGUAAGGAGGCCGAUGCUACAUCGCAGAUUGAUGCAUUGGAGUCUGUUCUCUCCAGUGUGCCCGAAGAGCUGUACCACGAGAUCGAGCUCGAGGUGAGCACGACCGAAGGUGCAGCUACCAACAAGCAGCGUCUGGAGGUCCUCAAGGAACAGCAAGAGCUCAUUGAAGAGGAGAACGAGCAGGCACAGUCUCACGAGAACAAGGCGACUGCUUCGCCCAAGGAUCACGAGGACAUUGACGAGGACGAUAAGCCUAAGAAGGUUGAGGCUAAGGCUGCAGCAGAGGAGAGCAACGAGGCCGAGGCCAGUAGCGGUGAUUCCAAUGCUUCUCAGGGCAGUGCUGAGCGUGCAGAGCAGGACGAGCGCGCCAGGAAGGACGAGAUGCCAGAAGGUAAGGAGGAGCAGGCUGCUCAGACCCCGAAGAAGGAGUAGAGUUGACACGAUUUCCAAUUCUACCAUGUGUGAAUAGAAUAAACUCCAUUCAAAAUGUAUCUUAGACUUGGACCAACAAAAUACCCAUUACCCCGCCUUGGGCGGACAUAUAGACUGUACAUAUAUAACAACAACCAUGAAACUGGAACAGAAUAGCAUUUCGCUGAGGGUAUCAUAUCGCUACGUCAAUCAAUGCACAACUCCAUCAAUCACCAGCUCCCCAACAUCCAAGCUCAUCAUCCCCUCUCGAUCCCGCAUCCACACAUCUCCCUCCCCCACCCUCCCC